Molecule: messenger RNA, 1131 nt
Organism: Aegilops tauschii subsp. strangulata
Lineage: Eukaryota; Viridiplantae; Streptophyta; Magnoliopsida; Poales; Poaceae
Source: RefSeq, a predicted model, not a curated record
AUGUUCAUCCUCCUCCACCCAUCCUCCUCCACCCAUUCCCUCUCUGUCUCACCCCCCCGCCCGCACGUCGACCCGCACCGCGCCACCGCCUGGAUCCGCCCACGCCGCCGUCGUCUCCGCGUGGAUCAGCCCGCGCCGCCGCUCUAUCCGCCCGCCCCGGCCUCCCUCGACACAUCCCCCGCGCGGCCGGCCCUCCCUCCCCCGACCUCCGUCCCCGCCCCGACCUCCGUCGACCCCGCCCCGGCGGCCACUUCGUCUCCUACCCGACCUCCGCCGACCCCUUCCCGGCCACACCGCCCCCCGCCCCGUCCACCCCGUCCCCGCGUCGGCCACCCCGUCGCUGCCUCGUCCACCCCGUCCCCGACCCGACCGCCCUCGCCUCUGCCCCGCGCGCGGCCGGCCCUUCCCCGCGCCAGGCCACCGCCGCGGCGGCCCUCCACCGCCUGCUCUGCCCCUCCCCCCGAGCCGGCCCUCCCCCACGGUUCUGUGGUGUUCCAUCUCGGUGAAGUGAUCGGCGUAGGAGCUGUUGGUCCCCGGUCGUCCGUCUGCUAUUCGAAUACUUCCUCUACAGCUGAGGGUGAGCUACGAAUCAUGUCACUAGAUUUCAUUCUCAAGUCAACUGGCAAAUUCUAUCGAGUUCUCCCGGAGCACAGGGCCAGAGCGGACCAGAUCGUGCUGCGCCAAUGCAAGAAGAAGGCCCGCCAGAUGCAGUACGAGGUGCGGUAUGUGGCCAUCUCGACAUACCAUCACGACCAUCUUGGUGUGAAGCUGACCAAGGAAGACGCGCGGAGGAUGGGCAUUACCUUGGAGAGGGACGAGUUCUUGAAGGAGGAGAAACUGAAGCGGUCGCUCUCACACAUGCAGGCGUGGGAGAUCGCCCAUACGCGGAAGUACCCCAAGCCUGGCGAGCCCAAGUACUACGGCAAGAAGACCGCGCAUAGGAAGAAGGCCUACUCCGAUGGGUAUCUGGCGUUACAUCCUGACACACCUGACCCCAUUGCGGCGGAUCUGGACGAAAGGGUGGUGGUGGGCAUGGGGCCGAAGGAGCACGGUCGGGAGGCGGUUCUCGAUGCUGUGAUCACUCUCCUACUAUCUCCUACACACAGCUCCGUCGGAUCGACGCGACCCUGA